This is a messenger RNA of Populus trichocarpa (black cottonwood), 483 nucleotides long. Its product is annotated as zinc finger A20 and AN1 domain-containing stress-associated protein 2. The record is from RefSeq and is a predicted model, not a curated record. The transcript is spliced from 3 exons. NCBI's taxonomy places the organism in Eukaryota, Viridiplantae, Streptophyta, Magnoliopsida, Malpighiales, Salicaceae. Gene Ontology annotation, molecular function: DNA binding; zinc ion binding. Bases 1 to 483 code for a protein of 160 amino acids.
AUGAGAGUCUCUGUUAAAGGCGAUUCUGAUGCAGGAAAAUGGAGCAGAACAAGACCUGAACCCCAAGGUCCUUCAAAGGCUCCCAAGCUUUGCGCCAAUAGCUGUGGGUUCUUUGGAACAGCAACAACAAUGAACUUAUGUUCCAAGUGCCACGAUGACUUCAUUUUAAAGCAAGAACAUGCUAAAAUGGCUUUAUCAAUAUGCUGCGUGUGUUAUGAACGUUUUCUCUCUGUUGACACCACAAGCAAUGCUGUCAUCGCUGUUGCUGUAGAUCCACCAGCUACUUCAGCAGUGCCAUUGAUUAGCUCAAUACCGGCAUUGUCUGCAGCUGCUUCCAGUACCGAUCACACAAAAUCUUUUCUGCGCGCAAUUCAUCACUACCCAGACAAACAUAAUUGCUCCAGUGACUAUCGAUCUGCUGGUCAAGAUGCCAUUGCCAAGGCAAAUCCCAUUGUUAAGGCUGAAAAGCUUGAUAAAAUCUGA